Messenger RNA from Penicillium verrucosum, 381 nucleotides. RefSeq lists its product as uncharacterized. The record is from RefSeq and is a predicted model, not a curated record. The transcript has a single exon. NCBI's taxonomy places the organism in Eukaryota, Fungi, Ascomycota, Eurotiomycetes, Eurotiales, Aspergillaceae. The coding region runs from base 1 to 381 and encodes 126 amino acids.
AUGACGACACGCACAGCUUGCGAAGGCAAUGCACGACCGCAAGAUCGCCUUGUUGAAGCUAGGACCAAGGAAAGGAAACCAACGCAAGAGGUUCGCAAGACACACCAACCUAGAGAAUCCGAUAGUAGUCGAAAAAGCCAGCUUCAAAAGUUUGCAAACGGCGAUGCGUCAAAGCAUGACGCAUAUGACAGUCUUUUUGACCACACAAGGCAACUUUACGCCGAAAUAGACAGCUCUAAGGACGAGGAGCAUAGUGCCAUGAUUUUCCAUGUUAAAGCCGAAUGGACACAUCACGACCUGAAGAAACCCCCGCCAGCAAACGUGGUGGAACCAGUCAUGUUCUUAAGCCGCUUGCUCUCGCCAGCUGAACAGAGAUACUAG